AAUUCUGAUCUGUGUUUAUUAUUUUCAGAUCAAUUUAAUUCAAAGAUGUCCUACCCAACAACUCUAGGGCAAAUUGGUGGAAGGGGAGGUAGUCCAUUUUCAUUAACUGGUGAGAACAAUGGUGCCAGUUUAGAGAAGAUCUGGGUUUGGGUUGGAGGAUGGCAGGUGAAGGCUGUCAGGGUUUGGCUUUCAGAUGGGAGAGAUCAAACUUUUGGACAACCAUUUGGAAAUUAUCAAGAGUUCAAGUUCCAGCCUGGUGAGUGUUUCACCUCACUGUCCUUGUGGGGGAACGGAGCAGGAUCACGUCUUGGAGCUAUCAAAUUCAGAACCAGUCUUGGGAGAGAAUUCUUUGCAAAGAUGACAAUCUGUGGUUUAACUACAGAAAAUCACAUGGAUGUCGGCUCUGGAUAUUGUUUGAAAGUUGUAGGAAGAUCUGGUGCCGACAUUGACUGCAUGGGAUUCAUGUUUCUCAAUGCAGUUGAAUCAGCAGUUCUCACCAAUGUCAACUAUCCCACUAUCAACCAACUGAUACCAAAGGUGGCAACAGAAACAAUCAAAACCCUCUCUUACAAGAACAGCUCCUCCGUCACUCAAGAACAAAGAGUUGAAUCCUCAAAGACAAUAACCAACAAAUCUUCAUGGUCUAUUAGAGCAAGUUUGAAAACAGUAUUUAAUAUGGAAGUUAAGGCUGCGAUUCCACAGAUUGCAGACGUUACAGGAGGAUACCAAGUCGAAGUUGGACUUGAAAGCACUUACAGUCAGGAGCAGACAGAUGAGAGAACCGAAACUCUGUCUACUGAUGUCGAUGUGCCACCAGGGAAGAAGGUGGAUGUUAACGUCACCAUUGGAAGAGCCAAUUUUGACCUGCCUUACACUGGCACAGUGCAGAUCACCUGCACGAAUGGCAGUGUGUUACAGUACGAAACCAAGGGCACAUACAAAGGCGUCACUUACACUGAUAUCAAAGUGGAGACUAAGGAAUCUCCUCUGUAAUGUUAAGACAGAUUGCACAUGUAGCACAAGUUAUUUGAUUACUUCUAAUUUUG
This is a messenger RNA of Megalobrama amblycephala (Wuchang bream), 1046 nucleotides long. Its product is annotated as aerolysin-like protein. The coding region runs from base 46 to 993 and encodes 315 amino acids. NCBI's taxonomy places the organism in Eukaryota, Metazoa, Chordata, Actinopteri, Cypriniformes, Xenocyprididae. The transcript has a single exon. The record is from RefSeq and is a predicted model, not a curated record.